Coturnix japonica (Japanese quail) is the source of this 2339-nucleotide messenger RNA. RefSeq names its product acyl-coenzyme A thioesterase 1-like. The record is from RefSeq and is a predicted model, not a curated record. Gene Ontology annotation, molecular function: fatty acyl-CoA hydrolase activity. Gene Ontology annotation, biological process: fatty acid metabolic process; acyl-CoA metabolic process. Lineage: Eukaryota; Metazoa; Chordata; Aves; Galliformes; Phasianidae.
CAUUUUUCAAACAGUGUGAUGCAUACAAUAGUCUAGAAGGACAGUUUGUGGGGAGUCGACUGGGACAUUCUCUAUCACCAGCCUAACACACAGUCAGUCAGGUUGUGUGAGCCAGGAGCUUGUUCCUAUAGCCUUAAUUCAGUUCUGUAUUGCCACUAAACAAGAUGGGACCACUCACUACAUGUCUGAGACCUGCAGAGCAGGAAUAUGAGGCUAUUAAAUAGACAGAUAUUGUUGUUUAGGAUUGGUGGAGGUUGGUAUUUAUCAGCCAAUCUUCAAAGAUUCAUUAAAAACUUCAGGAAAUGUAUUUUACACAAAUAAAUAAAAAAAUAAGGAAAAUAAGGAUUCCCUAUAGAGAAGAUUGACUGCUGUGAAGAAAAAAACCCAGUCUAUAAAGACAGCUGACACAAGACAAUUUGAUUGUCUUGUUUUGCCAUUUGAGGUGCUGGGUUAUUAGUUUAAACUUUACAUAUCCUGAAAUAAAAUGCAUGCCAGGUGGAAAUGAGAACUUCUGUCCCUGCAGGUCAGUUUGUGCAUGACAUCUGAGAUGAUGUGUUUGGAGCUGAGCGUAAUCCAAACUACAUCUCCCAGCCGCCCUUGCCUGCUGGCUGGAGGAAGCUGUCACCAUGCUUCCUUCUGGACUUUGACACAGAUUUUAAGCCCGAGAAGCUGCGGGCUUCCGACAUUCUCGUUUCACACAGCUUGAGUCUCUCCAAAAAGCAGCAGGCUCCUCUCCCCUCCCGCGGAGCCCGAUGGCGGUGCAGGUGACCGUUCUGCCUUCUCGCAGGUGUUUAUUCGAUGACCCCGUUCAGAUCCGUGUGACCGGACUCGUCCCACAGCAGGCGGUCACGCUCAGAGCCUGCCUUCUGGAUGAGGGUGGGGAGCUCUUCCAAGCCCACGCUCACUACAGGGCUGGUGACAGUGGGGAGCUUGAUCUGACCAGCUGCCCAGCGCUGGGGGGCAGCUAUUCUGGAGUGGAGCCCAUGGGAUUGCUGUGGUCUCUGCGGUCCAAAACGCCACAUAAGCGGCUGGCAAAGAGGAACGUCAUGACCCCUUUCUGUGUAGACUUGGAAGUGUAUGAGGGCCAUGGGGACAUGAGCCAGUUGCUGGGAAAGUGCACCCAUGAGCGGUAUUUUUUAGGAGAGGGAGUAAAGAGGAUUUCAGUCAGAGAAGGUCGGCUUAAAGCAACUCUCUUCCUCCCUCCUGGACCCGGACCAUUCCCUGGUCUUAUCGAUUUGUAUGGAUCUGGAGGAGGACUUGUUGAAUACAGAGCAAGUCUUCUGGCUAGCAGAGGCUUUGUGACUCUAGCCCUGGCUUACAUGGCCUUUGAAGAUCUUCCUGCUAUGCCAGAGAUUCUUGAACUGGAUUAUUUUCAGGAGGCUAUAGACUUUUUGCAGAAGCAGCAGCAGGUGAAGGAUUCUGGGAUUGGCGUUUUGGGCUUGUCUAAAGGAGCUGAUCUAGCCCUUUCCAUGGCCACAUUUCUACCUGGCAUCAAGGCAGCUGUCAGCAUAUCUGGAAGUGGCUUUAAUUCUUUCAUUCCCCUAAGGGGAGAUGGCUUCACUAUUCCUGCCCACCCAUAUGACUUGGGGAGAGUGAAGACCAGUGAGGAGUCUGGUCUUAUAGAUUUUUCAGAUAUCCUAGAUGAUCACAGAGACCCAGCGACUUGGGAUAGUCGCAUUCCCGUGGAGAAGUCCUUGGCCAAGUUCCUCUUCCUGACAGGGCUGGAUGAUAAGAACUGGAAAAGUGACCUCUACUGCCGGGAUGCUGUUCAGCGCCUUCAUCAGAGUGGACGGAAGGUGGAGUUUUGCUCCUAUUCUGGAGCAGGACACCUCUUGGAGCCACCUUACCUGCCUCUGUGCCAGUCUUCAAUCCACAAAGUGCUUGGGGCGUUUGUGCAGUGGGGUGGACAGUGGAGGGAGCAUGCCAGAGCACAAGAAGAUGCCUGGCACAGGAUACAGGCCUUUUUCUGGAAACACCUGAUGAACUCAGACAUUCCUAAGAGCAAUCUGUAGUAGAGGUAUUGCUGUCAGCAGUGGUGGCAGGAUUAGUAUUUCAUUUCUUACUGCAUUAGGUCCAAAAUCUUCCCGAGUAAUUUCCCAUUUUUGAGUUUUUUGAGUACAUUUUGGAUCCCAGCUGAGUGAAGAGGCACUCUUCUCAUUUAUUCUGAGGUGCAGCAAUAACAUUUGUUUCUGAUACUUCAGAAUCCAGAAGAAAUGAAUCUUACUGAGGUUACGCUGGUGGUAUCUCCUGCUGAUUCCAGAUAUGCUACGUCUGACUGAAGUUUGCACUGCACUACUCAAUAAAUAUGUCUGUGUGUAUGCACAGUUUACUUGAAAUUA